Messenger RNA from Aspergillus ochraceoroseus IBT 24754, 6737 nucleotides. RefSeq names its product glutamate synthase (NADH). The transcript has 4 exons. Gene Ontology annotation, molecular function: iron ion binding; glutamate synthase (NADH) activity; FMN binding. Bases 153 to 6527 code for a protein of 2124 amino acids. Lineage: Eukaryota; Fungi; Ascomycota; Eurotiomycetes; Eurotiales; Aspergillaceae. The record is from RefSeq and is a predicted model, not a curated record.
CCCCCCUCUAUCAACGACAGCCUCUCCUUAUCUAUACAUCACGACUCGCUGCCCCGCCUCCAUUCAUCCCGCGGCGGCCACCACUCACUGAACCCCCCCCCCUCAAUCCCCCCUGUUUACUAUUCCAUUCUCUGUCGGUUCCCGGCGGAAGAAUGGGUCUGAACUUGGAGGAAAUCUAUGGCCAAACUUUAGUUGAGGAGCAAAAACCAGCGGAGUAUUCGGAGUUCCAGCCAAAGAAGGGAUAUGGCUGGGCCAACACCUUGCCCGAGCGGCAAGGUCUGUAUGACCCCGAAUAUGAAAAGGAUGCUUGCGGUGUAGGCUUUGCGGCUAAUAUCAAAGGCAAAGCUAGCCACAAGAUUGUCAGCGAUGCCCGGAACUUGCUAUGUAACAUGACGCAUCGAGGAGCUGUCGGUUCCGAUGCUCGGGAUGGUGAUGGUGCCGGUGUAAUGACCAGUAUCCCCCACAAGUUUUUCGUCAAGAACUUCGCUCGCGAAGUUGGCGUUGACCUCCCCCCUCUGGGCCAGUAUGCCGUGGGAAACCUGUUUUUCAAGCCUGAUGAAGAGUCCCUAAAGGAGUCCAUUAAGUCCUUCGAAGAGAUCGCCACAUCGCUAGGCCUGCGCGUACUAGGAUGGCGUGAGGUCCCCCACGAUUCCACCAUUCUGGGCCCUGCUGCUCUCUCCCGAGAACCUACCAUUAUGCAGCCCUUUGUGGUGUUGAAGUCUGCCUACGGGGAGGGAGACAAGCCCGAGAUCACUGAUCCCGAGCAGUUCGACACCAAGACAUUUGAGCUCCAGCUCUAUGUGCUACGAAAGCGUGCCACUCACGUCAUUGGGCUCGCCAAUUGGUUCUACCUCUGCUCCCUGAGCAACCGAAACAUCGUCUACAAGGGCCAAUUGGCUCCCGUGCAGGUCUAUCAAUACUACCACGAUCUCGUCAACGUCGACUACGAAGGUCACUUUGCCCUCGUUCACUCGCGUUUCUCUACCAACACAUUCCCCUCCUGGGACCGUGCGCAGCCUCUGCGCUGGGCGGCCCACAACGGUGAAAUCAACACCCUGCGCGGAAACAAGAAUUGGAUGCGCGCCCGUGAGGGUCUACUCAAGUCCGAGAUCUUUGGCGAGGAGCUCGAGUCGCUGCUCCCCAUCGUCGAGGACGGUGGCUCUGACUCCGCUGCGUUCGACAACGUUCUGGAAUUGCUGAUGAUCAAUGGCGUCCUGUCUCUUCCCGAAGCCGUUAUGCUGAUGAUCCCCGAGGCCUGGCAGGACAACCCGGCCAUGGACCCCUCCAAGGCUGCCUUCUACGAAUGGGCUGCUUGCCAGAUGGAACCAUGGGACGGCCCUGCCCUCUUCACCUUCUCCGAUGGACGCUACUGUGGGGCUAACCUCGACCGUAACGGUCUGCGUCCCUGCCGUUUCUACGUGACUGACGAUGACCGCAUCAUUUGCGCCUCGGAGGUCGGUGCUGUUGAAAUCGACCAGGAGCGCGUGAUCCAGAAGGGCCGUUUGCAGCCUGGAAAGAUGCUUCUGGUUGAUACCGUGGCGGGUCGCAUCAUUGACGACUCUGAACUCAAGUAUACCGUCUCUCACCGUCAGGACUUCUCCGCCUGGCUGGAGAAGGAGCUGGUCAAGCUGCCGGCUAUCACGGAAGCGCUCGUUGAGCAGAAGGUGGACCUCCAGCAAGCCCUCGAUGAGACUACCGUCCAGAAUGACCCCCGUCUCAAGGCCUUUGGCUACUCCUUCGAGCAGGUCACCCUCCUCCUUGGCCCCAUGGGUGCCGACUCUAAGGAAGCUCUCGGUUCUAUGGGUAACGAUGCUCCUCUUGCAUGCAUUGCUAAACAGCCCCGUCUCCUCUACGAAUACUUCCGUCAGCUUUUCGCUCAGGUCACCAACCCCCCCAUUGACCCUAUUCGCGAGGCUGUUGUCAUGUCUCUAGAGUGCUAUGUCGGCCCUCAGGGCAACCUCCUGGCUAUGGAUCAAUCUCAGUGCCGCCGUCUGCAUCUGCGAUCCCCCAUCUUGAGCAUUCCCGAAUUCAACUCGCUGAAGAACAUCACCAAGGUCCACAAGGACUGGAGUGUCAAGACUAUUGACAUCACCUUCGAGAAGAAGAAGGGUGUUCCUGGAUACCUUGAGGCCCUCGACUCCAUCUGCGAUGCAGCUACCGAGGCUAUCCAGAACGGAGACAAGAUCAUCGUGCUCUCCGACCGUGCUACUUCUGCGGAGCGCGUUCCCGUCUCCGCUCUCCUGGCCACUGGUUUGGUCCACCACCACCUGGUGCGCAACAAGUGGAGAUCUCUGACUGCUCUGCUGGUUGAAACUGCUGAAGCCCGUGAGGUGCAUCACAUGUGCGUCCUCGUCGGUUACGGUGCUGAUGGUAUUAAUCCUUACCUCGCUAUGGAGUGUAUUCUCAAGAUGAACCGUGAGAAGUUGAUCCGCAAGCAACUCUCCGAUGAGCAGGUCAUUGAAAACUACAAGGCUUCAUGCGACGGUGGUAUCCUGAAGGUUAUGAGCAAGAUGGGUAUCUCUACCCUGCAAUCCUACAAGGGUGCUCAGAUCUUUGAAGCCCUCGGUAUCGAUGACAGCGUUAUCGACCGCUGCUUCGCUGGAACUGCCAGCCGUAUCCGUGGUAUGACUUUCGAGCUCAUUGCACAGGAUGCGUAUGCUUUCCACGAGCGCGGUUAUCCCUCACGCUCCGUCGUGGAUAUCCCCGGUCUGACUGAGUCCGGUGAAUAUCACUGGCGCGAUGGUGGCGAGGACCACAUCAACGACCCCGUCAGCAUUGCCAACGUGCAGGAUGCGGUACGCACGAAGAACGACAAGUCCUAUGAAGCCUACGCCAAGGCUGCCCACGACCAGAUCAAGAACUGCACUCUCCGUGGUAUGCUCGACUUUGACUUUGAGCAGCGCACCCCCAUCCCGAUCGACCAGGUUGAGCCUUGGACCGAGAUUGUCCGUCGCUUCGUGACUGGUGCCAUGUCAUACGGAUCCAUCUCCAUGGAAUCUCACUCUACUCUAGCCAUUGCCAUGAACCGCCUGGGUGGCAAGUCCAACACUGGUGAGGGUGGUGAAGAUCCCGAGCGAAGCAAGAGAAUGGAGAACGGCGACACCAUGCGCUCUGCUAUCAAGCAGAUCGCCUCUGGACGUUUCGGUGUCACCUCCCACUACCUUGCAGAUGCCGAUGAGCUGCAGAUCAAGAUGGCCCAGGGAGCCAAGCCCGGUGAGGGUGGUGAGCUUCCUGGCCACAAGGUUGUUGGUCCUAUUGCCCGCACCCGUUACUCUACUCCUGGUGUCGGUCUGAUUUCUCCCCCUCCUCACCACGACAUUUACUCCAUUGAGGAUCUGAAGCAGCUCAUUUACGAUCUCAAGUGCUCCAACCCCCGCGCUCGUGUUUCCGUGAAGCUCGUGUCUGAGGUUGGUGUGGGUAUCGUCGCCUCCGGUGUGGCCAAGGCCAAGGCCGACCACAUUCUCAUCUCUGGUCACGACGGUGGUACCGGUGCUUCUCGCUGGACUGGUAUCAAGUAUGCCGGUCUUCCUUGGGAACUGGGUCUUGCUGAGACCCACCAGACUCUGGUUCUCAACGAUCUGCGUGGCCGUGUGGUUGUCCAGACUGAUGGACAGAUUCGUACUGGUCGCGAUGUUGCUGUUGCCUGUCUGCUCGGUGCCGAAGAGUUUGGGUUUGCUACCACUCCUUUGAUUGCCCUGGGAUGUAUCUACAUGAGAAAAUGCCAUCUCAACACCUGCCCUGUUGGCAUCGCCACUCAGGACCCUGCCCUUCGCAAGAAGUUCCAGGGCCAGCCUGAACACGUCAUUAACUUCUUCUACUACAUUGCCAACGAAAUGCGUGCGAUCAUGGCCAAGCUGGGUAUUCGCAGCGUCAACGAGAUGGUUGGUCGUGCUGAGCUUCUCAAGGUUAGAGAGGACCUCCGCAACCCCAAGCAGGAGAAUAUCGAUCUUUCCCUCAUUCUUACUCCUGCUCACUCUCUCCGCCCUGGCGUUGCUACCUACAACGUCCGCAAGCAGGACCACCGCCUGCACACCCGUCUCGACAACAAGCUUAUUGCCGAGUCUGAACUGGCUUUGGAGAAGGGUCUACCUUGCCGUGUUGAGUGCGACAUCGUUAACACCGACCGUGCCCUCGGUGCCACGCUCUCCUACCAGGUCAGCCGUCGCUAUGGCUUGGAAGGUCUGCCUCAAGACACCAUUCACUCCAAUAUCAAGGGCUCCGCCGGUCAGUCCUUCGGUGCCUACCUUGCCCCUGGUAUCACUCUUGAACUCGAGGGUGACGCCAACGACUACGUUGGUAAGGGUUUGUCGGGAGGUCGCCUCAUCAUCUACCCUCCCCGCGGCGCCACCUACAAGGCCGAGGAGAACGUCAUCAUCGGUAACACCUGUUUGUACGGUGCUACUCGCGGUACCUGCUUCUUCCGUGGUGUUGCUGCUGAGCGUUUCGCUGUCCGUAACUCCGGUGCCACUGCUGUUGUGGAAGGUGUUGGUGACCACGGUUGCGAGUACAUGACCGGUGGUCGUGUUCUGAUCCUUGGCUCCACUGGCCGUAACUUUGCUGCUGGUAUGUCCGGUGGUAUUGCCUACGUUCUUGACAUGAACCAGGACUUCCACUCCAAGAUCAAUAUGGAGAUGGUUGAGGUCUCCACUUUGGAGGAUCCCGCUGAAAUUGCCUUUAUCCGUGGUCUCAUCGAAGAUCACCACCACUACACUGGCUCUGAAUUGGCUGCUCGCAUCCUCUUGGACUUCACUCGCGCUCUCCCCCACUUCGUCAAGGUUCUGCCCACUGACUACAAGCGUAUUCUUGAGGAGGAAGCUGCCAAGGCUGCUGCUGCGAAGAAGGCCGAGUUUGCUCUUCCUCAACUCCCUAGCGCCCCCGCUGAGAAGGAGAAGCCCAAGGCUGAGGCCGAGGGCAAGAAGGCCGAUCUCUUGGAUAUUGAGGACAGUGUCACUGACUCCAAGACCGAGAAGAAGAGAUCUGCUCUUAUCCUCGACAAGACCAGGGGUUUCAUGAAGUACAGUCGUCGUAGCGAGAAGUACCGCAACCCAUCCACCCGUACUCGUGACUGGGGCGAGAUUUCUUCUCGUCUGACUGAGGAUGAGCUUAAGUACCAAUCCGCUCGUUGCAUGGACUGUGGUGUUCCCUUCUGCCAGUCUGAGACUGGUUGCCCCAUCUCCAAUAUCAUCCCCAAGUGGAAUGAGCUUGUCUUCCAGAACCAGUGGCAGGAUGCUCUGAACCGCCUGCUCAUGACCAACAACUUCCCCGAGUUCACUGGUCGUGUCUGCCCUGCUCCUUGCGAGGGUGCUUGCGUUUUGGGUAUCAGCGAAGAUCCCGUUGGUAUCAAGUCCAUUGAAUGCGCCAUCAUUGACCGCGGUUUCGAGAUGGGCUGGAUGGUGCCUCGCCCUCCUACUGUCCGCACGGGUAAGACCAUUGCUAUCAUCGGUUCCGGCCCUGCUGGUCUCGCGGCUGCUGAUCAGCUCAACCGCGCUGGACACAGCGUGACCGUCUACGAGCGUGCUGAUCGCGUUGGUGGUCUGCUUAUGUAUGGUAUCCCCAACAUGAAACUCGACAAGAAGGUGGUGCAGCGCCGUGUGGACCUGAUGGCCGCUGAGGGCAUCAAGUUCGUCACUAGCACCGCUGUUGGCCCCGAAAGCGAGGUUAAUCUCGAAUCCUUGCGCAGGACCAACGACGCCGUUAUCCUCGCCACUGGUGCCACCGUCGCCCGUGAUCUCAAGGUCCCCGGCCGCGAGCUCGAGGGUAUCCACUUCGCCAUGCAGUUCCUGCACAAGAACACCAAGUCCCUCCUCGACUCCGAGCUGGCCGAUGGCGCUUACAUCUCCGCCAAGGACAAGCACGUCGUUGUCAUUGGUGGUGGUGACACUGGUAACGACUGCAUUGGUACCUCUGUCCGUCACGGCGCCAAGUCCGUCGUCAACUUCGAGCUACUGCCCCAGCCCCCACCAGAGCGUGCCCGUGACAACCCAUGGCCCCAAUGGCCCCGUAUCUAUCGCGUCGACUACGGACACUCCGAGGUCAAGACCCACAUGGGCAAGGAUCCCCGCGAGUACUGCAUCAUGUCCAAGGAGUUUGUUGACGACGGCAACGGUCGCGUGAAGGGAAUCAACACCGUUCGCGUUGAAUGGACCAAGAGUGCCACCGGCGGCUGGGACAUGAAGACCGUCGAAGGCAGCGAGCAGUUCUUCCCUGCUGACCUGGUCUUGCUCUCCAUGGGUUUCCUCGGCCCUGAGGACCGUCUCCUCGGUGAGGAAAUCGAGCGUGACGCUCGCAAGAACGUCAAGACUCCUCCUGGCCAGUACUCCACCAAUGUUCCAGGCGUGUAUGCGGCUGGUGACUGCCGUCGCGGCCAGUCGCUCAUUGUCUGGGGUAUCAAUGAAGGUCGCCAGUGCGCUCGCGAGGUCGACACCUUCCUCUCCGGCAUCAGCUCUCAGCUCCCUGUGACUGGUGGUAUUGUUCGCCGGCCCGCACUCGAUGCAGUCCGCCAGGCGACCGAGCCUGUUUCUGCCUAAACAGUUACUGUCAACCAUUCCGGUUGCAGGGGAACCUACCUGUACGCUGGACCGACGAUGGGUUCGAUCUACAUCUGAUGAUGCGAUGCCAACGAUCUAUGAAUAAUACCAUGUUGAAAAGCGAAAAGUUUCCACUGGAUCAGGCUAAAUAUAAACCAUGCCUGUUGUUCAUAGCCUGUUCAUUUUUUUUUUUUUGUUAUGGUCUUUUUU